AUGUUCGGAUUCAUUCACGAAAGUAUACGACAGCUCAUGCUUAGAAAAUAUGGAGAGGAAUUUUGGAUCAAAGUAUUGCAGAGAGCAGGAUUUGAAAGUGGAAAGGAGAACAUAGUCAAUCACUACUACUCUGACUCCGACACCUAUGUCCUUGUGGAUGCUGUCAGCGUGAUAGCAAAAAUGACAAGAGAACAAGUUUGGGAAAUGUACGGCGGAUUCUUGAUUGAGUAUACUAUGGAAAUUGGAUGGGACGACCUGAUUCGCUCUAUGAGCCCUAACUUGAAGGGGUUCCUCGACAACCUAGACUCGCUCCAUUACUUCAUUGAUCAUGUCGUCUACAAAGCAAAUCUACGAGGGCCAUCUUUUCGAUGUGAAGACAAUUCAGAUGGAACCAUUACCCUGCACUACUAUACCGGACGGCCGGGACUCUACCCAAUUGUGAAGGGGGUGUUGCGUGAAGCAGCUAAGCGUGUAUUCAAGCUCGACAUUGCUUUAACGAUCACUGGUCGCACACAAAGGAGUGUGCAAAUGGCCACUGGAGAAAGAAUCGAAGAGCAUGUUAUAUUUUUGAUCAAGACUGCAAACACCCAAGAAGAUGGGGCAGAGCUGGGAAAUGCGAGGCAGCUCCCGCAGCAAGGAAACGACUUCAAAAUCCGUCUGACUAACGAAGACUUUAUUUCGACAUUCCCCUACCACUUCGUGGUCGAUCAGGAUUGCAAACUUGUACAAGUGGGAAGGGCACUUUACAAUCAUGUCCCUCGAGAUCUUCUACUUCCUGGCACACCGCUGAUUCGUGUGUUCGAGGUUACUCGUCCACAGAUUCCAUUGGAUUUCGACUCGAUCUGCAAUUUCAUCAACGCUGUCUUUGUAUUGCAAGUGAAGACGACUCCUAUGGAAUUUCAGAAAAGUGUGACUAAAAGGAACAGCCAAGUAUUGGAUGAAAAUGGAGUCGACGAUAAUAACAGCCUAGAUCAUAUGACCCAAAGUCAACAUCUCAAAUUGAAGGGGCAGAUGAUGCUGAUGGCAACAGGUCGUCAUUUGAUGUACCUUUGCUCCCCCUACGUCACUUCUAUUCCCGAGCUGCUACAGUAUGGGCUGCGGCUCACAGCAAUGCCUCUUCACGAUGCCACAAGGGAUCUCAUUCUUCUAAAUCAGCAGCGUUUGAGCGAUGUUGAGAUGAAUCUUCAGCUAGAAGCUAACAACGAGCAGCUGGAAUCCAUGGCUAAGGAUUUAGAAGUGGAAAAGGCUAAAACUGAUGCACUUCUCAGCGAAAUGUUACCAUCUUCAGUAGCUCAUCAGCUGAAAGCUGGACAGACUGUUGAUGCCCGUGAUUACGAAUCAGCCACCGUAAUGUUUUCUGAUGUUCCGUCGUUUCAACAAAUUGUACCGUUAUGUCAGCCAAAAGAUGUUGUGUAUCUUUUGAACAAUUUAUUCACCCGCUUUGAUCGUUUAGUCGUUCUUCAAAAGGUUUACAAGGUGGAGACAGUGGGUGAUAGCUACAUGUGCGUUGGCGGUAUUCCUGACUUAGUGGAUGAUCAUUGCGAGAUCAUUUGCCACCUGGCGCUUGGCAUGCUGAUGGAGGCCCAAAAUGUAACUGAUCCGAUCUCCGGCAAGCCUCUUCACAUAAGGGCCGGUAUCCACACGGGUCCAGUUGUAGCCGGAGUUGUUGGAGCAAAAAUGCCAAGAUACUGUCUCUUCGGUGACACGGUAAAUACUGCUUCACGAAUGGAAAGCCACAGCCCUGUCGGACGCAUACACUGCAGCGAAGCCGCUGUCCAGAGCGCACAGCAAACCGGCAGGUUCGAAUUUGAAUCGCGUGGCAAGGUGCAAAUCAAGGGUAAAGGAGAAAUGACCACUUAUUUCCUGUUGAGGAGUUUUAAGCGCUCCAUCUGGGAAGUGAUGGACAAGAAAAGAGAUGAGAACGUGAACAGCAUCGAUGGAUACCAAGAGCUGAGAAGAGCUUUCGUUGAUGAAACGUUGGUGAAGCGCAACUACAAAAGUUCCGCUACAUGCGUCAUUUCUUGAUCGGUGGUUUCUACCUCACUGAAGAGUUUUUCGUAUUUUGAUUGUAUGAUUUCUUCAUUAUUUUGAUUGUUGUUAGUCUGAACUAUGGUAACUAUAAAGCAAGAAAGCAGAGUCUACCGCAAG
Molecule: messenger RNA, 2148 nt
Organism: Cylicocyclus nassatus
Lineage: Eukaryota; Metazoa; Nematoda; Chromadorea; Rhabditida; Strongylidae
Source: the annotation of a GenBank genome assembly